Molecule: messenger RNA, 588 nt
Organism: Dipodomys spectabilis (banner-tailed kangaroo rat)
Lineage: Eukaryota; Metazoa; Chordata; Mammalia; Rodentia; Heteromyidae
Product: olfactory receptor 14I1-like
Exons: 1
Coding region: 1-588 (195 amino acids)
Biological process (GO): G protein-coupled receptor signaling pathway
Cellular component (GO): membrane
Molecular function (GO): G protein-coupled receptor activity; olfactory receptor activity
Source: RefSeq, a predicted model, not a curated record
AUGACCAUCACCCUGAGAGAAUGUGCUGCUCAGAUUUUUUUCUACCUACUUUUUGCCACUGCGGAGUUUGCCUUCCUUGUGGUCAUGGCCUUUGAUCGCUAUAUUGCCAUCUGCCACCCUCUGCACUACGGACUCAUUGUCACGCGGAAGAUGUGUGCCCAAGCAGCAGGUGGCUCCUGGGCCUCUGGUCUGGUCUAUUCUGCUGUCCACACCUGUGCCAUAUUCAGACUUCCAUUUACGAAGACCAAUGUGAUCCAGCAAUUUUUCUGUGAUAUACCUCAAGUUUUGAGAAUAACAUCUUCAGAGGUUCAAUUUUCUGAAUUUAUAAUCAUUGCUGUUAGUUUGUGCCUUGUCUUAGGAUGUUUUUUCAUUAUGAUUAUAUCAUAUGUUAAUAUAUUUACAUCUGUGUUGAAGAUGCAUUCAGUGGAAGCCCGGAAUAAAGCCUUAUCCACAUGUUCCCCACAAUUGUUCAUCCUCCUUUUGUUUGCAAUUUCUGGCUCUGUAGCUGUCUUAGGUCCCAUUGAGGAGAAAGCAUCCCUUAAAAAUCUGCUGACAGACAUGUUCUAUACCAUAGUGCCCCCUUCAUGA